AUGAGUUUCCUCGACUCUGUUCUCUCGUCCCUCGGGCCGACGACCAGACCUCCCCAAUCCCCGCUCUCUCAGUCACCUGUGCCGCCAGCUCCGUCCUCCAUUCCAAAGAAGGAAGACCGUAAUCUUCCCAACCUUCCUCGACCAGCACCAUCUCGACCAGCACCAUCAAACGAAACCACGAGUGGAAAUUUCAACGGAGGAAUCAAGCGCAAAGCCGAGGACCAGCUCCCACACCUUUCCAGACCUAGCAUUCAACCUCCCGCUAAAUCACCUGCUGUUCGGCCUGUGAUUUCGUCUGGAUCAGCAAAAGCUGCUCCGCCUGUUCCUAAAUCGGCAUCGGCCCCUAGUCUUAAGGCUAAGACUGCCUCGCCCAACCCAGUCUCUAAGAAUGGUACUCUGGGCUCGAGUAGGCCCGUUCCAACAAAGCCGGCUCCUCCUCGGGCUGCACCCGCCAAAGUCGUUCCCGCCAAGGCUGUUGCCACCAAACCUGCGGCUCCAGCAAAGGCGCCACCAAAGGGUUCAUAUGCCGCUUUGAUGGAAGCAGCCAAGGCUGCGCAAGGUAAAGCACCGACUCAAGUGGGCAUCAUCCGAAACCAAGCAGCUCCCAAAGAGAGAUUAAGCAAGGUGGAGCGCAAGCGACGACUUCUGGAGGCUCAAGAGAAGGAGAAGGCGGAGCGCAAGGCCAAACGAUUUGACCCUAGUUCAACGACCAAGGGGAAAGUUACACCGAAAAAGGUUGAGUCUGAUGCACCUUCAUAUAAGGGCACGGCCAAACCAUCGCGAACCCCAGAGCCAGUUUCAUACCGCGGCACUGCGAACCUACCGACCAAUCGAACCUCCAACGAUCGCCGCCCGCAUGGCAAACGCCGUAGGGAUGAAUACCUCGGGACCGAUGAAGAGGAGGAGGAGGGUGAUUACGGUGCUGAUGACUACGACAAUUACUAUUCUGACUCGUCUGAUGAUAUGGAGGCUGGAUUCGAUGCUGUCAAUCUGGAAGAAAAUACUGCUCUUAGGAUUGCCCAAAAGGAUGACGAAGAGGAGCUACGGAUGGAGACGCUCGCGAAGAAGGCGAAAUUUGAACGCCAACAGAAAUUGGCUGCGCUCGCAUCUCGAACCAAACGAUAG
This is a messenger RNA of Penicillium waksmanii, 1125 nucleotides long. RefSeq lists its product as uncharacterized. The transcript has 2 exons. The coding region runs from base 1 to 1125 and encodes 374 amino acids. The record is from RefSeq and is a predicted model, not a curated record. NCBI's taxonomy places the organism in Eukaryota, Fungi, Ascomycota, Eurotiomycetes, Eurotiales, Aspergillaceae.